Messenger RNA from Medioppia subpectinata, 2566 nucleotides. Lineage: Eukaryota; Metazoa; Arthropoda; Arachnida; Sarcoptiformes; Oppiidae. The record is from the annotation of a GenBank genome assembly.
CAACAUUACUGCCAACGGAUCCGAAAUGAUGGCAACACUGGCCUCGUCGUCGUCGGUGUCGCUGUCGUCGACGUGCUCUCUGUCCACAAUCAACGACAUCGCAGCCGAACUCAUCACAAGCAACUCAUCGCCCAACUCAGUGAUGGGCCCCACCGUCACCCCCACCGCCAUCAGCAACACCAGCAACAGUCCAUUGGGUGACACUAAUAACCAUCACUCGAUUGUCUCGCGCCGCCAAUCGGUGUCACCGCCAGUGGUCGGCCCGUCGCUCAGCAAAUGCCCGCUUUGUUCCGAGUCUUACGUUCAGCCAAAAGUGAUGGCCUGUUGUUUCGCCACCUUUUGUCAGACCUGUCUGGAGAAGGUGUUGGACGCGCCCGACCGCAUCAAGUGUCCCGGUUGUGGCCACGAGUCGCUCCUCCCCUCCAACGGCGUUCAGGGUCUACUGUCAGACUACGCGACUGUGAAUAUGUUGGAACAGAUCGCUGUAUUGGACGCCAGCAUAUCGUCCAACGCUAGCAUUUCGUGCACCGGAUGUAAGAGCAAAGAGUUGGCGGCCGUCGCGCGUUGCUUCGAUUGCGCCAACUUCUUGUGCCCCAACUGUGUUAUGGCCCACCAAUUCAUGCACUGCUUCGAAGGCCAUCGCGUGAUCACUCUCGGCGACCACCAACACAAAGACAUCUCACACCCGCACCGACCGGUCAUCUGCUGCAAGCACUCGGAAGAGAUGAAGUACUACUGCCGCAGUUGCGAUGUCCCGCUCUGUAAGGAGUGCUGUGUCUUCGACCACCCGAAGGGCCUUCACGACCACGAAUACCUUUCCGACGCCGCACCCAAACAGGUCGAGCAGUUGACCCGAAUGGUAGACGAAGGUCGGGUCAAAAUGAAUGAACUAAACCAUACGCUCAAGACGUUGGAUGGGGUGACAAAUCGGCUCCAAAUGCAGCACCAAAAGGCUGGGCAAGAGAUAGCCGAAGCCUAUCAGUUCUACCUGUCUAUGCUUGAAGAGACCAAAAUGGAGUUUCUCAAAGAGUUGGACGACAUCUUCAACUCACGUAUGGUUUCGCUGACUCUUCUCACCUCCAAAGUGGAGGAAGCGGUCCGUAAGACACAACAGAUCUCACUAUUUAUGGACAGAACCCGAAAGUUUGCGUCGGCGGCCGAAAUGAUUCAAUACAAGUCUGUAAUCGAUGGCAAAUUGCAGGCAAUACUUAACUUCAAUCCCGACGCUAACAUACCAUCGCAUGAACUCGAGUUCGUCUCCAACUAUCAGGCGAUUCAGGUUGGUAUUCGCAACACAUUUGGAUACAUCCGGUCGUCAUCUAGUGAUGGCAAACAGCCCCCAAUCAGUCGUCCAAAUGGCUUGUCUUCAUCCGCUAUAUACCAGAAUGGCUUUGACUCCACUCCCAGCCUCUUAUCAAAGCGUUUCACAUCCAACACAACCAACUCCUGCCCUAAUGGCUCGUCGGUCUCAUCGAUCCGCUCAUUCUCUUCGGCUUCAAUCACUGAUCCUUUGAAUAUGUUUUACGAGAAGUGGUCGAUAGGAGGGGGUGGGGGCGGAGGCUCCGGAUCGUCACCCGAUUCGGCUCUCUUCACAAACGGAAGCACAACUCUUACCGAACAAUUCAAUGCACUCUCAGAUCCCGUAAUCGAUUUGUCGGCUAAACUGAUCUCCGCUUCAUCUCUACUGCCCAUCAAAUCGCAGAUUAAAAGACAGAAAAUGAUAUAUCACUGCAAAUUCGGCGAAUUCGGUGUUAUGGAGGGACAGUUCACCGAACCGUCGGGAGUUGCGGUGAAUGCGCAGAACGACAUAAUAGUGGCCGACACUAACAAUCAUCGGAUCCAGAUCUUCGACAAAGAGGGCCGAUUCAAGUUCCAGUUCGGCGAAUGCGGCAAAAGGGAUGGACAGCUCCUCUACCCUAACCGAGUGGCUGUUGUCAAGCAGUCGGGAGACAUCAUAGUUACCGAACGCUCGCCCACACACCAGAUCCAGAUCUACAACCAAUACGGACAGUUCGUACGCAAGUUUGGCGCCAAUAUUCUGCAACACCCGCGCGGCGUAACCGUCGAUAAUAAGGGACGCAUUAUUGUUGUUGAAUGCAAGGUAAUGCGAGUCAUAAUCUUCGAUCAGGUGGGAAAUGUGCUGCAAAAGUUCGGAUGCAGUAAACACUUGGAGUUCCCGAACGGUGUGGUCGUGAACGACAAGCAGGAGAUCUUCAUAAGCGACAAUCGGGCGCAUUGUGUGAAAGUGUUCUCAUACGACGGCAACUUCUUGAGACAGAUCGGUGGCGAAGGGCUCACUAACUAUCCGAUCGGUGUAUGCAUUAACGAAGCCGGAGAGAUACUGGUGGCCGACAACCACAACAACUUCAACAUAACGAUCUUCACUCAAGACGGGUGUCUCGUCAAUGCGUUGGAGUCGAAGGUGAAACACGCGCAGUGUUUCGAUGUGGCGCUGAUGGACGACAAUAGCGUAGUGCUCGCCUCCAAAGACUAUCGCAUUUAUAUCUACCGCUAUCUCCAACUCCAGUCUUUGGCCGCAGCCGUCGCCGCCUCUGGUAUUUGUUAA